This is a messenger RNA of Arvicola amphibius (Eurasian water vole), 7545 nucleotides long. RefSeq names its product zinc finger protein 462 (gene Znf462). Lineage: Eukaryota; Metazoa; Chordata; Mammalia; Rodentia; Cricetidae. The coding region runs from base 1 to 7515 and encodes 2504 amino acids. Gene Ontology annotation, biological process: regulation of gene expression. The transcript has 12 exons. The record is from RefSeq and is a predicted model, not a curated record. Gene Ontology annotation, cellular component: nucleus.
AUGGAGGUGCUUCAGUGUGACGGCUGCGACUUCCGAGCCCCAUCCUACGAAGAUCUGAAGGCGCACAUCCAGGAUGUCCAUACUGCGUUCUUGCAGCCCACUGAUGUUGCAGAGGACAAUGACGACGAGCCACCAUCCGGGUCCAUGAAUGCUAGCAACCAGACAGAGGUGGAGUUUUCUUCUAUAAAGGAUGAGUUUGUGAUUGCAGAAGAUUUAUCAGGUCAAAGUGCAGCUGCUUUGGGAAGCGGAAGUUACUAUGGCCACAGUCCAGGAUAUUACGGUCAGCAUAUUGCCCCUAAUCCCAAACCAACCAACAAAUUUUUUCAGUGCAAGUUCUGCGUACGCUACUUCAGGUCAAAAAAUCUCCUCAUAGAACAUACUAGGAAGGUCCAUGGAGCUCAAGCUGAAGGGAGUCCACCAGGACCUCCUGUGCCAGGAUCCUUAAAUUAUAAUAUCAUGAUGCACGAGGGAUUUGGAAAGGUCUUCUCUUGCCAGUUCUGCACGUACAAGUCACCUCGGAGGGCAAGGAUAAUUAAGCAUCAGAAGAUGUACCACAAAAACAGUCUGAAGGAGACCGCGGCACCACCACCUGCUCCUGCCCCACUGCCAGAUCCUGUGAUCCCGCCCGUGUCCUUGCAGGACCCCUGCAAGGAACUCCCAGCGGAGGUUGUGGAGCGCAGCAUCUUAGAAUCCAUGGUUAAGCCUUUGACCAAGUCUCGCGGUAACUUCUGUUGUGAGUGGUGCAGCUACCAGACCCCCCGCCGAGAGCGCUGGUGCGACCACAUGAUGAAGAAACACCGCAGUAUGGUCAAGAUCCUUUCUAAUAUCAGGCAGCAGCAAGAAGGGCCGAAUACGCCGGAAGUGCAGAAUAAUAAUGAACCCAGCCCCACGUCCACCUCCCCCUACCUGUCUAUGAAUGCUGCAAGCCGGGAGAUGCCCAACACUAAUGUCUCCAAUUACAGGGGCUCCGUCGGCAACUCCGUCAUGAGACCCAAUUCUUCUUCAGCUUCCAAGUUUUCUUCUAUGUCUUACCCUCAGAUGAAGCCGAAGUCACCUCAUAAUUCUGGCCUUGUGAACUUGACGGAUAGGUCCCGGUAUGGAAUGUCUGACCUGACUAAUUCGUCGGCUGACCUGGACACGAACAGCAUGCUGAAUGACUCCAGCUCUGACGAGGAGUUAAAUGAGAUGGACAGCGAGAACGGCUUAAGUGUUAUGGAUCAUCAGGCAUCAGGCCUGACUGCAGAGCAGCUGAUGGGCUCUGAUGGCAACAAACUCUUAGAGACCAAGGGGAUUCCGUUCAGGAGGUUCAUGAAUAGAUUCCAGUGUCCCUUUUGUCCUUUCCUCACCAUGCACCGGCGCAGCAUUUCCCGCCACAUAGAAAACAUCCACUUGUCUGGAAAGACCGCCGUCUACAAAUGUGAUGAGUGUCCAUUUACUUGUAAGAGCUCAUUAAAACUGGGGGCUCACAAACAGUGUCACACGGGUACGUCCGAUUGGGACGCUGUGAAUUCGCAGAGUGAAAGCCUCUCUUCCUCUCUGAACGAAGGUAUGGUCUCUUACGAGAGCGCCAGCAUCAACGGUAGGAAGUCAGGAGUCAUGUUGGAUCCCUUGCAGCAGCAGCAGCAGCCGCCACAGCCACCGCCUCCGCCGCCGCCGCCACCGCCACCAUCACAGCCGCUGCAGCAGCCGCCGCCGCCGCCGCAGCUGCAGCCACCACACCAGGUGCCACCCCAGUCGCAGCCACCACCAACGCAGCAGCCACAGCCACCCACACAGGUCCCACCCUUGCACCCUUAUAAGUGCACCAUGUGUAGUUACUCCACCAUGACUCUAAAAGGGCUAAGAGUCCAUCAGCAACACAAGCAUUCCUUCUGCGACAACUUGCCAAAAUUCGAGGGGCAGCCCUCAAGCCUACCACUGGAAAACGAGACAGAGAGCCACCCCUCUUCCAGCAACACUGUGAAGAAAAGUCAGACCUCAAUUCUUGGGUUGUCCUCCAAGAAUAACUUUGUAGCUAAGGCCUCUAGGAAGCUGGCAAAUGACUUUCCUCUUGAUUUGUCGCCCGUGAAGAAGCGGACGAGGAUUGACGAGAUAGCAAGCAACCUGCAGAGCAAAAUCAACCAAACCAAACUGCAGGAGGAUGCGAUCAUCAAUGUCGAGGACGAUGAGGAGGAAGAGGAUGACAAUGAAGUAGAGAUAGAGGUUGAGCUAGACAGGGAAGAGGAGUCAGCAGAACCCAUCCUGGAGGUUCCUGCUUCCUUCUCCGCCCAACAGAUUUGGGCCAGAGACACCAGUGAGUCCCAGAAGGAGCCCAACUACAGAAGUAUCACCCAUGAUUAUAAUGCUACCAAUGGGGCCGAGAUUGAACUCACGCUUUCUGAAGAUGAAGAGGACUAUUAUGGCUCUUCAACAAGCAUGAAAGAUCACCAAGUGUCCAACGCAGCCCUGCUGAACACUCAACCCCCUAUCUAUGGGACGGAACACAAUAGUGAAAAUACAGAUUUCGGUGACUCUGGAAGGCUUUACUAUUGUAAACACUGUGACUUUAAUAACAAAUCUGCCCGGAGUGUUAGCACGCACUACCAGCGAAUGCACCCCUACAUUAAGUUCAGCUUUAGGUAUAUCUUGGAUCCCAAUGACCACAGCGCAGUGUACAGGUGUCUGGAAUGCUACAUCGACUACACCAACUUCGAAGACCUCCAGCAGCAUUAUGGUGAGCAUCACCCAGAGGCCAUGAAUGUACUCAAUUUUGACCAUUCAGACCUGAUCUACCGAUGUCGCUUUUGUUCCUACACAAGCCCCAACGUAAGGAGCCUGAUGCCGCAUUACCAAAGAAUGCAUCCCACAGUCAAAAUCAACAACGCCAUGAUCUUUUCGAGCUAUGUCGUCGAGCAGCAGGAAGGGCUGAAUGCUGAGUCCCAGACCCUGCGGGAGAUUCUGAAUUCGGCUCCCAAGAGCAUGGCGACAUCCACUCCCGUGGCUCGUGGUGGUGGUAUGCCUGCUACGUUUAACAAAAACACUCCUCCCAAGACUUUUACUCCGGAAUGUGAAAACCAGAAGGACCCUUCAGUCAACACGGUGGUCGUUUACGAUUGCGAUGUUUGCUCGUUUGCAAGCCCCAACAUGCACUCUGUCUUGGUUCACUAUCAGAAGAAACACCCUGAGGAAAAGGCCUCGUACUUUAGGAUCCAGAAAACCAUGCGCAUGGUGUCUGUGGACAGAGGCUCUGCCCUUUCCCAAUUAUCAUUUGAGGUGGGUGCUCCAUUGUCUCCCAAAAUGUCCAACAUGGGUUCCCCACCCCCCCCACAGCCCCCACCACCAGACCUCAGCAUUGAGCUUUACUACUGCAAACACUGCUCCUACAGCAACCGGUCGGUUGUGGGGGUGCUUGUCCACUACCAGAAAAGACACCCAGAAAUCAAGGUCACUGCCAAAUAUAUCAGACAGGCUCCCCCCACAGCAGCAAUGCUGAGAGGGACCGAAGGGCUCCAAGAUUCCCCUCGGCCUCCCGCCCCCAUGCAGCUCAACCGGAGCAGCUCUGAGGGAGAAUGCCCUCCCGUGGAGACGGAGAUGUUCUUUUGCCAGCACUGUGAUUACGGGAACCGGACAGUCAAAGGUGUCCUCAUUCAUUAUCAGAAGAAGCACCGGGACUUCAAGGCCAACGCAGAUGUCAUCCGGCAGCACACGGCCACUAUCAGAAGCCUCUGUGACCGAAACCAGAAGGCCGCCAGUUGUGUGCUUCUCCCGGCUUCUGGUAUGGAGCGGGACAAGACAAAACUCCGAGCGCUCAAGUGCAGGCAGUGCUCAUAUACCUCCCCCUAUUUCUAUGCCCUGAGGAAGCAUAUCAAGAAAGACCACCCUGCCCUGAAGGCCACAGUCACGUCCAUCAUGCGAUGGGCAUUUCUGGAUGGCUUGAUAGAAGCUGGCUACCACUGUGAGUGGUGCAUCUACUCCCACAUGGAGCCCAGUGGCUUGCUCCUGCAUUAUCAAAGGAGGCACCCCGAGCACUAUGUCGAUUACACCUAUAUGGCUACCAAACUCUGGGCUGGGCCAGACCCAUCCUCUCCCACACUCACCAUGCCAGCUGAAGCCAAAACUUACAGGUGUAGGGACUGUGUUUUUGAAGCUGUCUCCAUCUGGGACAUCACCAAUCAUUACCAAGCGUUCCACCCCUGGGCCAUGAACGGUGACGAGUCCGUGCUGCUGGAUAUCAUCAAGGAGAAAGAUGGCGUGGACAAGGCCAUCCUUGCACCCGAGGAGUUGAUAGGCCCCGUGAAUUGUGAAAACAGUCUGCCCACCCCCCUCCCCGAGCAGGAAGCUGAGUGCCCAGAGGAUGCAAGACUUUCCCCAGAGAAAAGCAUUCAUCUGGCUUCAGCGAACCCUGCCAUCUCUUCCACCCCGUACCAGUGCACUGUGUGCCAGUCUGAGUACAACAACUUGCACGGCCUCCUCACCCACUACGGGAAGAAGCAUCCUGGUAUGAAAGUGAAGGCUGCUGAUUUCGCACAGGAUAUUGACAUCAACCCAGGGGCGGUCUACAAAUGCAGGCAUUGCCCCUACAUCAACACCCGCAUCCAUGGCGUCCUAACCCACUACCAGAAGCGACACCCGGCCAUCAAGGUGACCGCCGAGGACUUUGUGCACGAUGUGGAGCAGUCUGCUGACAUAACCCAGAAUGACGUGGAGGAGACGAGCAGGAUUUUCAAACAAGGGUACGGUGCCUACCGGUGUAAGCUAUGUCCGUACACACACGGCACGCUGGAGAAACUCAAAAUCCACUAUGAGAAGUACCACAACCAGCCUGAGUUUGACGUCUUUUCCCCAUCUCCCCCAAAGCUGCCUGUCUCCCUGGAGCCUGAGAUAACCACUGAAGUGAGCCCCUCCCAGGUCUCAGUGACGGAGGAGGAGGUGGGAGAGGAUCCCAUGUCUACUUCUCACUUCUCUACCUCGCAUCUGGUCUCCCACACUGUGUUCCGGUGCCAACUCUGCAAGUACUUCUGUUCCACGAGGAAGGGCAUUGCCAGGCACUACCGGAUCAAGCACAAUAAUGUCCGUGCCCAGCCCGAGGGCAAGAACAAUCUCUUCAAGUGUGCCCUGUGUGCCUACACCAAUCCCAUUCGCAAGGGACUGGCAGCCCACUACCAGAAGCGCCACGACAUUGAUGCGUAUUACACCCACUGCCUUGCGGCCUCCAGGACCAUCAGCGACAAACCCAACAAGGUGAUCAUCCCAUCCCCACCCAAAGACGACUCCCCUCAGCUGAGCGAGGAACUGCGACGGGCCGUGGAGAAGAAAAAGUGCUCCUUAUGCUCCUUCCAGUCUUUUAGCAAGAAAGGCAUCGUGUCUCAUUAUAUGAAGCGCCACCCGGGGGUGUUCCCAAAAAAGCAACACGCCAGCAAGCUGGGGGGCUACUUCACGGCUGUCUAUGCAGACGAACACGAGAAACCCCCGCUGAUGGAAGAAGAAGAGAGAAGCGGCUUGGAGAGAACCGAGGUGGAGGGCGAAGCUCAGGACGUUGAGUGGCUCCCGUUCCGCUGCAUCAAAUGCUUCAAGCUGUCCUUCAGCACGGCCGAGUUGCUGUGCAUGCAUUACACAGACCACCACAGCCGGGACCUCAAGAGGGACUUCGUCAUCCUCGGCAGCGGCCCCCGCUUCCAGAACUCCACCUUCCAGUGUAAGCACUGCGAUAGCAAAUUGCAAAGCACAGCCGAGCUGACCUCACACUUGAACGUUCACAAUGAGGAAUUCCAGAAGCGUGCCAAACGUCAGGAGAGGAGGAAACAGCUUUUGAGCAAGCAGAAAUAUGCAGAUGGUGCUUUUGCAGAUUUCAAACAAGAGAGGCCUUUCGGUCACUUAGAAGAGGUGCCAAAGAUCAAGGAGAGGAAAGUGGUGGGCUACAAGUGUAAAUUCUGCGUGGAAGUGCACCCAACGCUUCGAGCCAUCUGCAACCACCUCCGCAAACAUGUCCAGUAUGGCAAUGUCCCGUCUGUGUCUGCUGCCGUGAAGGGGCUGCGUUCUCAUGAGAGGAGCCACCUGGCCCUGGCCAUGUUUACCCGCGAGGACAAGUACAGCUGCCAGUAUUGCUCCUUUGUUUCUGCUUUCCGACACAACUUGGAUCGCCACAUGCAGACCCAUCACGGACACCACAAACCAUUCCGCUGCAAACUCUGCUCUUUCAAGUCCUCCUACAACAGUCGGCUAAAGACACACAUCCUCAAAGCCCAUGCUGGUGAACACGCCUACAAGUGUUCUUGGUGCUCCUUUUCCACCGUGACAAUCAGCCAGUUGAAGGAACACUCCCUCAAGGUCCACGGAAAAGCCCUGACCCUUCCCCGGCCACGGAUUGUCGGUCUCCUGUCCUCACACGCCCACCACUCCUCUCAAAAGGCGACCCCCACCGAGGAAGUGGAAGACUCCAACGACUCCUCUUACUCGGAGCCCCCCGAUGUUCAGCAACAGUUGAAUCACUACCAGUCGGCUGCCCUGGCAAGAAACAACAGCCGUGUUAGCCCCGUGCCUUCUUCCGGGACUGCCGCUGGCACGGAGCAGAAGGCAGAGGCCAUUCUUCACUGCGAAUUCUGUGAAUUCUCCUCGGGCUACAUCCAGAGCAUCAGGCGCCAUUACCGGGACAAACACGGAGGGAAGAAGCUUUUCAAGUGCAAAGACUGCUCCUUUUACACAGGCUUUAAAUCUGCUUUUACUAUGCACGUGGAAGCUGGACAUUCUGCGGUCCCAGAGGAAGGCCCCAAAGAUCUCCGCUGCCCUCUCUGCCUCUAUCACACCAAAUACAAACGCAACAUGAUCGACCACAUCGUGCUGCACCGAGAAGAGCGCGUUGUCCCCAUUGAAGUGUGCCGUUCCAAACUGUCAAAAUACUUGCAGGGAGUUGUUUUCCGCUGUGAUAAAUGUACCUUCACCUGCUCCAGUGACGAGAGCCUCCAGCAGCACAUAGAAAAGCACAAUGAACUGAAACCUUACAAAUGCCAGCUCUGCUACUAUGAGACCAAGCACACGGAGGAACUGGACAGUCACCUUCGGGAUGAGCAUAAGGUCAGCCGGAACUUCGAGCUGGUUGGACGGGUUAACUUGGAUCAGCUGGAGCAGAUGAAGGAGAAGAUGGAGAGUUCCAGCAGCGACGACGAGGACAAGGAUGACGAAAUGAGCAGCAAGGCUGAAGACAGAGAGCUGAUGAGAUUUUCUGACCGCGGGAGUGGUGUGAACACGGAGAAGCGAUUUCCAUGUGAAUUCUGUGGACGGGCGUUCUCUCAGGGCUCUGAGUGGGAACGACAUGUGUUGAGACACGGCAUGGCAUUGCAUGACACCAACCAAGUGAGCAGAGACGAAGUCCAUACAAAAGAGAUGGUAGACGAUAGUAUGCAGCUGCCCUCCAUAGAGGCGAAGGAAGACGAUGAGCCAGUCGGGAUAGACUUUUCUCUAAAGAGUGAAACGGUAGCCAUCUGUGUAGUAGCUGCCGACAAAUCUCUCCUGGAGGAUGCAGAGGCCAAAAACGAAUAAGAGUUUGGUGAAAUUCUUAUCAAACCUUAC